This is a messenger RNA of Brassica napus (rape), 1207 nucleotides long. Its product is annotated as probable mediator of RNA polymerase II transcription subunit 19b. Gene Ontology annotation, biological process: positive regulation of transcription by RNA polymerase II. Bases 352 to 966 code for a protein of 204 amino acids. The record is from RefSeq and is a predicted model, not a curated record. NCBI's taxonomy places the organism in Eukaryota, Viridiplantae, Streptophyta, Magnoliopsida, Brassicales, Brassicaceae. The transcript has 5 exons. Gene Ontology annotation, cellular component: mediator complex. Gene Ontology annotation, molecular function: transcription factor binding; transcription coregulator activity.
UGUUUUGUUAUCAGAUUCCAAUUCUCAAUCCUCAUGAGCUUCUGUUUUAGGGAUCACUUAGGUUUAAGAUUCUUCUUGUUACAAAUCACAGCUGGAUGAAAUCAAGAUAGCUAAAUUGUUAUGAAUAAUUUAUUUUUCUAUAAACUUUUCUAGGAAAUUAGAGACACCUUUAAGCAGAUAAUACUUGCUAAGUGCUUAUUAUAUUCCAACAUUCUCACUUGCCUAUGUGUUCAUAUUAUCAUUAUCCCCCAACUUAUAUGUUCAUACCAAUUUGCUGGUCCAGGCUGUGUAUAAUUUGAACUUCGAACUGCAGUUGAUCAUGGUAUAGCUGUUAUUUGUGCAAAUCAAGAUAUGGAAUCAGAGAGCGCCAAGUUUGGAGGUCCAACAGAAUUGGGUGGUGCGCGUGAUCUUAUAACUCAGUACAAGCUGUUGCCACACCAUGAGUUCUUUUGCAAGAGAUCACUUCCCGAGUCGCUUUCAGAUGCUCAUUACCUUCACAAUGUGGUGGGCGACACAGAUAUUAGAAAGGGAGAAGGGAUGCAGUUGGAUCAGCUUAUUCCAAAUGCGUCGCAUAACCGAGAUGGAAAUGCUCGCAUCCAACCUUUUGUUCUAGAUGAACUUAAGGAGGCUUUUGAGAUCAAUGAUACAUCUCCUGUUGAAUUGCCUCCAGCAGAGAAGGGUGCUCUUACCAUUGCGUCAAAAUCAAAAAGCGAGUCAAAAGAUAGGGACAGGAAGCAUAAAAAACACAAGGAUAGGAAUAAGGAUAAAGAUAGGGAACAUAAGAAGCACAAACACAAGCAUAAAGAUAGGAGUAAAGAUAAGGAUAAAGACAAGGAUCGCGAGCGAAAGAAGGAAAAAAGUGGACACCAUGAUAAGAAAAGGAAGCACAAUGGGAAUGAAGAUCUUGAUGACGCUCAGAGGCACAAAAAGAGCAAGCAUAAGAGUUCCAAGGUUGAUGAGCGAUAGAGGUUGGAGGUUGAAGCGGUGGAGAGACUUAAGUUUUUGUAUUACACAUCCAAGUAGGUGGAGGUUUAGAAACAGCUACCGUACUCACUUUUGAAUACUUUGUUAGGCCAGUGUCCAUGUGUUCAUGUCAGUCCCGUCACUAGAUAACGAUGUCUUUAGUGACUGAUGUACUGAAUGCUGCUGAUCUGACAUUGGAACUCGAUUUUUUCAUUCUGUCAGAUAUAAAAAACAUCAAUCUAUA